Messenger RNA from Euleptes europaea (tarantolino), 484 nucleotides. It is a transcript of the gene DUSP23, whose product is annotated as dual specificity phosphatase 23. Gene Ontology annotation, biological process: cilium assembly; protein dephosphorylation. The record is from RefSeq and is a predicted model, not a curated record. The transcript has 2 exons. NCBI's taxonomy places the organism in Eukaryota, Metazoa, Chordata, Lepidosauria, Squamata, Sphaerodactylidae. Gene Ontology annotation, molecular function: protein tyrosine/serine/threonine phosphatase activity. Bases 1 to 456 code for a protein of 151 amino acids.
AUGGCCUCUGCCGUACCACCCAAUUUCUCCUGGGUAGCGCCCGGCCGGCUGGCAGGGAUGGCCAUGCCUCGGCACCCCACCCACUAUCAGUACAUGUACGAACACGGCAUCCGGCACCUGGUCUCGCUCACGGAGCGCAGCCCGCCUUACCACGACACUUGCCCCGGCAUCCAGCUGCACCGCGUCCGCAUCACAGACUUCUGCCCGCCGUCGCCGGAGCAGAUUCAGCAUUUCUUGCAGGUUGUGGAGGAUGCCAAUGCCAAGGGAGAGGCGGUGGCGGUGCAUUGCAUGCUGGGAUUUGGCCGAACUGGAACCAUGCUGGCCUGUUACCUCGUGAAGACCCAGAAGAUCACCGGCGUCGACGCCAUCCACAAAAUCCGCGAGAUGCGACCCGGCUCCAUCGAGACAGCCGACCAGGAGAAAGCCGUCGUCCAGUUCCACCACCGUGUCAAAUAGCCGUUCGCUUUUGUGAAAAGGGACACGG